GUCCCCUCAUGUGGAGCAGGAAAAAGUGCUGAAACCAGCCAGGUUCCUUGCUCCUAGUCUUCUACAGACUGAAGUACACUGUCAGAUAGUAUGAUCGACUGCUAGCGGCGAAGAUGGAGGCGGAGUGGGAUUCGGACGGCGAGGGCAAGCGAUGGAGUCUAGGCCCGGCGUUCGACGACGCGGGCCAGCUGUCGGACGACGAUCUUCUUACUGACCUUGAAAGUAGUACCGCCGUUAGAGACGAGAAUGUUAUUACUGGCCUCGCUGGUGGUACCGCCGUCAGAGACGACGACCUUCUGACUGACCUCGAGUCCGCCAUCAACGGCGACUUCGCUAAUGAUGUCACCGGUAGAAUCGAGGCCCAAGCUAUCGAUGGAGCCGGUAGCAGCGGCGUGCGGGUCAACCGCACGUUAGACAUCGAAGGCGCUUCAAACCUUAGCAGCGCGUUAGGGCCUAACGGCGCGUUGGGCUGUAGUAACGACAAAACUGAAACUCCUGAUCGACCAGCUGGUAACGCGGGAGGCAUCGACGGCGGAGCUGCCAGCCUAAGCGCAGGGAACGGGGGAACACAGGCGCAGCGGAACUUCGCGGGAGCCAGCGGGCGGGGUGAGGCGGGGGAACAGGUCGGCGCAGAGCACACGCGCGGAACGACAGAUGUGGCGCCAGUGGCGGCUGAACUGGCGGCGCAAAGGGAGGAGCGGAUUGCAGAGUCGACUGAGCAGGCAGUAGGAUCAGGCGCUUAUGAAUCAGCGGCGGACGGGGCGGAGGCGCGCGCAGGCGCAGGCGGGGACGCGGGGUCGGGCCGCGCAGCAGCAGAGGAGCCGGCGGGACGAGGAUUGGGAAGCGGAAUUAGGGAAAGGGAAGGCACGGGACGCGCAGAGAACGCGGGCGACGGCGGUAACGCAGCGGGUGUAGACGAGGGCAGGGGAGGCCAAGGGAUGGGUGGCAGCGAGGUGAGCAGCGCGGCAGGCGGGUCGGGGGAGCGGCGGAUGAGCUUGAAGGAGACCGGGCGGAGCCGCGUGCGGACGGAUGCAGGUGAGGCCGUGGAGGCGGCGGCAGUAGAGGCAGCGGCAGGCGGUGGUGCUAGAGCCAGUGGUGGCGAUGCAGCCAACGGGAGUGGUAUUGCUGGUAAUAAACUGGGCGACAAGGGGAGAGCAGCGGUUGGAAGGGCACAGCAGAGCCCGCGCCCUUCUGCUGCCUUCGCCUCCCCCACACGCGCAGGUCCUGGCAGCAGGGGGGCAGCAGCAGGGGGAGGGGGAAGGGGAGGGGGAGGAGGGCGAGAGGAAGGGGCGAGAGGGGGUCAGGGGGUGGUUGGGCGGUCUCCUUCAGAGGAGAGGAGGAGGGCGAGCACGGGCAGUCCGGGCAGCAGAGGGAGGUCAGACAGCCCUGCCAGCAGGGGCAGCCCGGGCAGCUUGGGCAGUGCGAAAAGAGCGGAUUGGGCGAGCGGGAUUGGCCCACUGACCAGCAGUUUCAGCCCGGAGUUAGCGGGCAGGAAGGCAGCGGGAGGGGGGCUGGGAGAAAUGGGGUCUUUGUCUUUGGACCGCCACAGCAUAGCCGUGACUGGCAGGUGGAGUGACCCCGGGUGGGCGGACAUCAGGGGAAGGGCGGGGGCGCAGGGGGGAGUGCAGGGGGGAGCGCAAUGGGGAGGAUUAGGGGGAGCGCGAGGGAGGGCGAUUGGUGUGGGGCUGGGCGGGGAGAGAGCAGGUAGUGCAGGGAAGGGGAGUGGGCGGGCGGCGAGUCCGAGUGCCAGGAGGGACGCUGCAGCGGGGGCAGCAGGAGGGAAGGCAGGGGGGAGAGCAGAGGGGGCGGGUGCUGCAGGAGGGAGUGGUGCUGCAGGGAGGGCGGGGGGCAGUCCGUUGAGACGAAACGGCGCAGGGGGAAGGGCAGACGAGAGAGCAGGAGGAGGGGGCGGUGGACGAAUAAGUCCCAGUCGCUCGGCCUCAACAGCAGCGUCAGCAGCAGCGGCAGCAGCAGCGAAAGCAACCAAUGCAAGUAUGGGUGCCAAUGCAAGUGCCAGUGCGAGUGCGAGUGCUCGCAGGCGCAUUGCCUUUGGCAGCAGUGUGAGCUUCAACGCCGCUGCCUCUUCCUCCUCCUCGCCCCCUUUCUCCUCCGCCGCUGCCCCCACAGCUGCCUCUCUUGCCAGGCGCGCUGCCAACCUGCGCUCCCACCUUGCCUCUCUCACCUCCUCGCCCACUUUCACAGUACCAUCUACUGCCACUGCCACCGGCCGUGCUGCUGCUGCUGCUGCUGUUGCCACACGUGGUAGCAUGGGUUCAGGGGGCAGAAGUGCCUCUGCCUCUCACUCUGCCUCCGCCUCUCCGUCCGCGCCUGCCUCUGCAUCCCCCUCUGUGUCCAGCAGUCCUGUCGUUGCUCCAACACCCGCUUCCUCUGUGCCCUCACUUCCUGCUGGCUUCUUACCCGGCAGAAAGGAGGGCAUGAGGGGCAAUUCCCCAGCUGUCAACAGUGCUUCUUUCUCCUCUGUUCCCUCCCAUGAUGUGGUCGCUACUGCUACCGUCCCUGCUGCUGCUGCUGCUGCUGCUGCUGCCACUGCUGCUGCAGCUGCUGUUGAGGAUGGUGGCUCAGCGGGUGCCACUGCGACUGCUGUACACGAGGGGGAAAGCGUUGCGUUGGAGGAGGGGAGCGACGUGGGCAGGGGCGUGGAAGAAGAGGAGGAGGAAAGAGAGGAAGAAAGAGAGGAGGGAAGAGGGGAGGAGGGAAGAGAGGAAGAAAGAGAGGAGGGAAGAGAAGAGGAGGGAAGAGAGGAGGAGGAAAGAGAGGAGGUGGGAAGAGGGGAGGAGGAAAGAGAAGAGGAGGAAAGAGAGGAGGAGGAAAGAGAGGAGGAGGAAAGGGAGGAGGAGGAAGGGAUAGUGUUAGAGGAAAUAAGAGAGGAGGAAGGCACAGAUGAAAGCGUGCCAGAGACAGCAGAGGUCCCAACGAAAGCAGCAGCAGCAGACCGGGCUUCAAUACCGUGCCCGCGCAGCCCUCUGGCAGAAGGUGCGGCUGCACCAGAUGCUCUGCACUCAUCGCCAGCAAUGCUGCCACCACCACCGCCAUCCCCACCAGCAGAAGAGGCCGGCGCUGCAAUACCCCCCUCGCACAGCCCGACAGCUGCAGCUGCUGUUGCACCAGGUGUGACGUCAUUGCCAGAAAUACCAUCACCAUCACAAAUGCCAGCACAAACACCAGCGGCAGCAGCAGCGUCAUUACUAUCACCCUCGCGACGAACAGCAGGAGCAGCAGCAGGAGCAGCAGCAGGAGGAGCCACAGGUGCACUUCCAAUGCUAUCGCCACCAACAGCAGCGGCAGCAGCAGCGUCAUUGCGAUCACCCACGGCAGGAGCUGCAGGAGGAGGAGGAGGAGCAACAGCGGCAUCGUCACCAGCAUUGUCAGCAGGAGGAGGGGGAGGCAGGCCACGGCUGUCGUCUAGAGAGCUGCGAGUGAUGCCGGGGCCCGAUGUGCGCGGCACAGAUGACACGCGCGCGGACCUGCGUUCGCAGCGCAUCAGAAGCCUCAUGGCCGACACGCUGCACCUGCCGCCUGCGGCUCAGUUUGUGUAUCUGAGGGGCAACCAGCUGGCAGCAUUGGACGGGAUUGAGCGAGUGAAGAGAGUCAAGGUGCUGGACGUGAGCUACAACCAGCUGGGCGACGCGUCACUGGCACCGCUGGCUGCUUGCACCGCACUGCAGCAACUCUUCCUGGCGGGCAACCGCCUCUCCUCCCUUGCCUCGCUGCCACGACUGCCCUCCCUCGAGGCAUGCCGUCUGUUGUACCCCUUACUUUGCCAUCUGCGUCGCCCUUGUUUCGGCCACUGCCACCGUAGUUCCACGCCCUGCCGUCGCCUCCUAGUCUCUGCCGUCGCCUCCUAGUCUCUGCACCUUCCCCAACCCCGUACCGCCAUGCGUCAGAACUCACCCUGACUUGCGUUUUGCUUCCCCUUUCCCCCCUCACCCUCAGUUGCU
Messenger RNA from Closterium sp. NIES-67, 3959 nucleotides. The record is from the annotation of a GenBank genome assembly. Lineage: Eukaryota; Viridiplantae; Streptophyta; Zygnematophyceae; Desmidiales; Closteriaceae.